Messenger RNA from Callithrix jacchus (white-tufted-ear marmoset), 841 nucleotides. Its product is annotated as small nuclear ribonucleoprotein-associated protein N. Lineage: Eukaryota; Metazoa; Chordata; Mammalia; Primates; Cebidae. The record is from RefSeq and is a predicted model, not a curated record. Gene Ontology annotation, cellular component: nuclear speck. Gene Ontology annotation, molecular function: RNA binding.
AUGGACAUUGGAUUUGGUGGAACAGCAAUCAUGACUGUGGGCAAGAGUAGCAAGAUGCUGCAGCACAUUGACUAUAGAAUGAGAUGCAUCCUACAAGAUGGCCGAAUCUUCAUUGGCACCUUUAAGGCUUUUGACAAGCAUAUGAAUUUGAUCCUCUGUGAUUGUGAUGAGUUCAGAAAGAUCAAGCCAAAGAAUGCGAAGCAACCAGAGCGUGAAGAAAAGCGGGUUUUGGGUCUGGUGUUGCUACGUGGGGAGAACUUGGUAUCCAUGACUGUGGAGGGGCCACCCCCCAAAGAUACUGGCAUUGCUCGGGUACCACUUGCUGGAGCUGCAGGAGGCCCUGGGGUUGGUAGGGCAGCUGGUAGAGGAGUACCAGCUGGUGUGCCAAUUCCCCAGGCCCCUGCUGGAUUAGCAGGCCCUGUCCGAGGAGUUGGAGGCCCAUCCAAGCAGGUAAUGACUCCACAGGGAAGAGGCACUGUAGCAGCUGCCGCUGUUGCUGCGACUGCCAGCAUUGCUGGAGCCCCAACACAGUACCCACCAGGACGGGGAACUCCGCCCCCACCUGUCGGGAGAGCAACCCCACCUCCAGGCAUUAUGGCUCCUCCACCUGGUAUGAGACCACCCAUGGGCCCACCAAUUGGGCUUCCCCCUGCUCGAGGGACACCAAUAGGUCCACCUCCCCCAGGAAUGCGUCCACCAAGACCCUAGCAUACUGUUGAUCCAUCUCAGUCUUUCUCUCCCCUGCAAUGCGUCUUCUGAAAUUGUGUAGAGUGUUUGUGAGCUUUUUGUCCCCUUGUUCUGCAUUAAUAAUAGCUAAUAAUAAAUGCAUAGAGCAAUUAAA